AUGGGAAAGAAGAAAUCUGAUGAAAGUGCAGCUGGCACAAAGGCUAAGCAGAGUGGUAAGGAGAAGCUCUCCGUGUCUGCAAUGCUUGCUAGCAUGGAUGCCAAACCCGAAAAGCCUAAGAAAGGACCAAGUGCUUCUAAUAAACCAAAGCCUAAAGCUGCCCCGAAAGUCGCGUCUUACAUAGAUGGAAUUGACCUUCCUUCCUCGGAUGAGGAUGAGGAUGUGUUGGACUCUGCGGAAGAGCAAAAUCAGAACGAGGCCCACAGACAGCCUACUCGGCAGACUAGAACUGAUGCGAAGCCUCUCGAAAUAAAUGUAAGCAACAAAGAGUUGAAGAAACGAGAAAAAAAGGAUGUGGUUGCUGAGUUGGCUGCUGAGUUGGCCAAGCAGGAGGCCCUCAGGGAUGAUCGUGAUGCAUUUACUGUAGUAAUUGGUAGUCGGGCUUCUGUGCUCGAUGGUGAAGAUGAUGCAGAUGCCAAUGUUAAAGAUAUAACUAUUGAUAACUUCUCUGUCUCCGCUCGUGGGAAGGAACUCUUGAAGAAUGCAUCAGUCAAGAUUUCACAUGGGAAGAGAUAUGGGCUUGUUGGGCCCAACGGUAAGGGUAAGUCUACUCUGUUAAAGCUUCUUGCUUGGAGGAAGAUACCUGUGCCUAAAAAUAUUGAUGUGCUUUUGGUCGAGCAAGAAGUUGUUGGCGAUGACCGGACGGCACUAGAAGCAGUUGUUUCAGCCAAUGAAGAACUCAUUAAGUUGCGGCAAGAAGUUGCGACCCUGCAGGAUGCAUCAAAUGUGUCAGGUGGUGAAGAAGAUGACAAUGAGGAUGAUGUGGGUGAGAAGCUCUCAGAACUGUAUGAGAAGUUGCAGCUUAUGGGUUCGGAUGCUGCUGAGGCUCAGGCUUCAAAGAUUCUUGCCGGCUUGGGUUUUACUAAAGACAUGCAGGGCCGGCCAACGCGGUCCUUCAGUGGAGGAUGGAGGAUGAGGAUUUCAUUGGCCAGAGCACUUUUUGUGCAGCCCACUCUGUUGCUUCUGGAUGAACCUACGAAUCAUCUUGACCUCAGGGCUGUUCUGUGGCUAGAAGAGUACUUGUGCAGGUGGAAGAAAACUCUCGUGGUCGUCUCCCAUGACCGGGAUUUUCUCAACACAGUUUGCAACGAAAUUAUCCAUCUUCAUGAUUUGAAACUUCACCUUUAUAGGGGAAAUUUCGAUGAGUUUGAGGUUGGGUACGAGCAGCGCCGGAAAGAGAUGAAUAAGAAGUUUGAGAUUUACGACAAGCAGGUAAAAGCUGCCAAGAGGUCUGGGAGUCGGGCUCAGCAAGAAAAGGUCAAGGACAGAGCCAAGUUCAAUGCUGCCAAGGAAGCCUCGAAGAAGAAGGGUAAAAGCAAGGUCGAUGAAGAUGAGCCCCUGCCAGAGGCCCCACAAAAAUGGCGGGAUUACACUGUGGAGUUCCAUUUCCCGGAGCCCACAGAGUUGACGCCGCCACUUCUGCAGCUGAUUGAAGUCAGCUUUAGUUACCCUAACAGAGAAGAUUUUAGGCUCUCAAAUGUGGAUGUGGGCAUUGAUAUGGGAACUCGUGUUGCGAUAGUUGGGCCCAACGGUGCUGGAAAAUCGACCUUACUCAACCUUCUUGCUGGAGAUUUAGAACCGACUGAGGGUGAGGUAAGAAGAAGUCAGAAGCUAAGGAUUGGUAGAUACUCGCAACAUUUUGUGGAUUUACUAACGAUGGACGAGACUCCAGUACAAUAUCUGCUUCGCCUGCAUCCAGACCAAGAAGGGCUCAGCAAGCAGGAGGCUGUUAGGGCAAAGCUUGGCAAGUUUGGCCUUCCGAGCCACAAUCACCUAACACCAAUUGCAAAGCUGUCUGGAGGACAGAAAUCACGGGUGGUUUUCACUUCCAUAUCCAUGUCCAAGCCACAUAUUCUGCUGUUAGACGAGCCGACCAAUCAUUUGGAUAUGCAGAGUAUUGAUGCCUUGGCAGAUGCACUUGAUGAGUUCACUGGAGGAGUUGUCUUGGUCAGUCAUGAUUCUAGGCUCAUAUCACGUGUCUGUGAAAAUGAAGAGAAGAGUGAGAUAUGGGUAGUGGAGAAUGGAACCGUUGAGGCCUUCCCUGGAUCAUUUGAAGAAUACAAGGAGGAGCUUGUCAAGGAAAUCAGAGCCGAGGUUGAUGAUUGA
Messenger RNA from Striga hermonthica, 2166 nucleotides. Lineage: Eukaryota; Viridiplantae; Streptophyta; Magnoliopsida; Lamiales; Orobanchaceae. The record is from the annotation of a GenBank genome assembly.